Messenger RNA from Trypanosoma grayi, 2037 nucleotides. RefSeq names its product cell division cycle protein 45 (CDC45). The transcript has a single exon. Gene Ontology annotation, molecular function: chromatin binding; single-stranded DNA binding; DNA replication origin binding. Gene Ontology annotation, biological process: double-strand break repair via break-induced replication; DNA replication initiation; mitotic DNA replication preinitiation complex assembly. Gene Ontology annotation, cellular component: DNA replication preinitiation complex. The record is from RefSeq and is a predicted model, not a curated record. Bases 1 to 2037 code for a protein of 678 amino acids. NCBI's taxonomy places the organism in Eukaryota, Euglenozoa, Kinetoplastea, Trypanosomatida, Trypanosomatidae.
AUGGGGGACUCACCGACGCCGUGGGACCACAUCAACCGGUUCUACCACACAACACGCAAGCCCAUUCAGCUGCUCGUCGCGUACCACGCCGAUGCUGCCGCGGCGUCGCUGACGCUGACGGCGCUGUUAAAGGCCUGCUUCAUCCCCUUCAACCUGCACCCUAUCGCCGAGUACGCCGAAGCAAAGAGUGUGAUUCAGCGCACGAGCCUGGCGCAAGACGCGGAGCNGCUCGGCGACGAGCCACCAGUGGACGAGCUGUUCGUUCUCCUCGGCCUCGGCGCGCCCGUCUCGCUGCGAUCCUUCUUCGACCUCCAGCGGCACAUUGUUAUCGUGCUCGACUCAUACCGACCGUUUCUCCUCGACAACCUCCGCGCGGACGACGACGCGCGGCUGGUGGUGUGGGGACGCGAGCGCGUCCAUGAAGAGGUGGAGCAGUUCUUCCGUGAACAGCGGCAGCGAGAGGCGGCGCGUGCACGGCGGCGGCGGCGCCGACGCGCACGCACGAAUCAACAGCGCCAGCGCGCCUACGAAACGGCUGACGCAGCGGCAAGUGAGGGCAGCGACCUUGACAGCAGUAGUAGUGAUGAUGAUGAUGACGACUACGACGAAAAUGACGAGAUGACGCCCUCGCAGAGUCAGGAGCGGCUCGACUGGCUGAACGAGGAUGUGCCGGCACAUCUAGAGGAAUUGUACUACGCUGCGGAGUGUGCGGGGAAGAGCUGCGCACUGGAGGCAUACGACUUAGCGACGCUCCUCAACCGCGUCAAGGAGCCAGUGCUGUGGCACGCCGCUGUGGGAGUCUGUGAUCUGUUCACACGUCGUCUCAUCGAUUAUGGGACGUAUCUUGUAGAAAUGCGCCGGCUGCACAAUGAAGUGGCGCUGCGAAAAGGCAUCCGCCGUGGGCCACUAGAUGAUGUGACGGAGGAAACGGUGAAUAAAUACCACAAAAUAACAUCUAGCAAUACAAUGCAGCUUCUCAACUUUGAUGAGGACCAGCUGUUCCUGCUGCGCCACUUCUCGCUAUGGGAUGCGAUGUGGUACCACCCGGUGGUCGCGAGCAUUCUCGGCUUGCACCAUGUGGAGGAUGGCGUAGGUACACUCCGGCAGCUCCUCGCACGCUGCGGGGUCUCGGCAAAACUGGCGCAGCAGCCGUGGCGUGAGGUCCCCGAUGACGACAAGGCCGAGGCGAAGCGGCUCUUGCACCAUGAGCUCAAACAGCUACUGCGAACACGCGGGAGCUUCGUUAAGAGUCCCUCGCAGAUUCGGUGUGUGGCGCGCACCGUCGGGUACAGCGUCGAAGUGUCGACCUUCGACGUCUGCACGCUCUUCACGGCGCUGCUCGCGAAGGUGCCCCCAGCCGCUCCACACACGGCAGAGCAAAGCGAGGCGUCCGCGCAGGAGAAGCUGCGCGAGUUCCGGCGGGAACAGUUCUGGUGCGCGCACGACAUCGUCGACGCAGACCCUAACUCGAAGGCAUUCGCCGCGGCGGUGCAGGAGGCGCACUCACUGCAGGAGGCAGUGGCGGCCGCCACCAGCGCCCUGAUGCAGCCGGGCAUGAUUCAGAGCACCAAGGGGAUCCACUAUGCGCAGCCAAGUGACGCGACGAACACCUCCACCGCGCUGGAGACGUUCAGUUCUCCGCUUCGCCUCGCCGCGUUGGCGGAGCGGCUGCUGUACACGCUGACUGUUGAGCGCGGACUGGGGAAGUACACGCGUGAUGUCCGCCCGGUGAUGCUAUGCUGCCCGAUUCCCCACUCUGGCGCGUUGACUACACAACAGGAGGAGCAGCAACGACAGUUGAUGCAGGCGGAGGAAACAUUUGUUGUUUUAUUUGCCCACGAGGGGCCCACAACUGCUGGAUUGGCACCGGUAUUGCCCGUUGCUCGAUGGAACGACUGCGUGACGAACACAGAGGACUUUCUUGUGCCCCCGUUGCGGGACUAUGUGAGACGUGACACGGUUGUCGUGGAGGGGCGCGAGUCUACCGCCCACUUGGCGGAAAUGCUCCACCUCUACUCAUUGGCAGGUGGUCGUUGA